CGGUAUCAACCGUCCGGCCGCGCGCGGGGACGCCCUGCUGCCCGCGGAGGCCGGUCGCGCGGGCAGCCGUUGCUGCCGUUGUCAGGCAAGCCGGGGCUCCACGGGAGGCGGGAGCCGCCUGCUACCGGGGGCUGGCGGUUGUUGGGACGCGGGGGUGGCCGGGGGGGAUCGCUAUCCCCUGAGGAGCGGGCGGCUCGGUCGCUGCGUGGGAGGUGCCCGGCGGUGUGUACGCCUUUCUGAGGAGGUAGAAGAUGGCUAAGUGCUUGAAAAAGCCCUUCAAAGACAGUCUGAAUGACAUAAAGGAACGAAUGAAAGAGAAAAGAAGUCAGAAAUGGACAAGAUUGGGUAAAAUUAGCCAGAUCUCCACUGUAAAGUGCAAAGUAGCAACCAACAGCUCCAUGCAGAUGAAGAGCCUCCAAGCAAACAAUAGAGCUCUAGCUCAGGCUUUGCAAGAAGAAAAGCUCAAGCUGAAGGAUGCUCAGGAUACCAUUCUUCAUCUAAGGAAAGAGUAUCAAGAUCUGAUGGUUCGGAUGCUUGACUUGCAAAAAAAUCAUAGUUUCCAGCAAGCACAAGAAUUUGUUGAGAAUCAACUUUCAGCCUUGAAUGUGAUAAUUUCAAAAGUUUCUCAGAAUUUACUGGACUCAAUUGAUCUACUUGGCCCAGUAAAGGAUUUGUGUUCAAUACAUGUAAAUGAGAGAGUGCUUUCUUCAGUUCUUGAAAAUAGUUCCAGUGUCGUAGCACAAAUACAUUCAGUAGGACCUCUGCAGUGUGCUGAUGAAAAUGAUAAAAUAGUUUCAAGUUGGAUGGAGGCUGAUAGUGAUAGAAAUGAGCUGGCUCAUGCUGCAUCAGAGACCUGUGAGGAAUCUGACACCGUUACUUCCCUAAUCAAAAUAGUUCCAGACAAAGGGCAAACAUCUGAUUUUCAUCUGGACAACACAGGGUCAGAGCUGGAAAAUGUUUCUUCAAGUGGAGAGGAUGAAUUUGGUAACGCACUACCAAAAGGUGUAUCCACCAGGCGUCACUGUUCAAAGAUGGGAAGUCAUUAUGAACUUUGCACUAGUGUCUUGGACCAUUCAGAAGCACCUGAUUCAACAAGAGAGCUUUCUAGACAGGAUGAAAUUAGACUUAAAGAAAGUCUAGAGAAGUGUACAGUGGAAAACAUAAAUUCAGAUAUUUCUCAGUUGAAUGAAAACAAAGUAAGUUCAGAGCUGGUAUUGAGGCAGAUCAAUUCUGAAACUGCACAGUCCAACUUGGACAAUAAUUCUGAUCUUAAACAACGUGAGUGUAAAAGCAGAGAAGACUCUCAAGUAAGGAAAGAGAAGCAUAAGAAAGGAGAACUGGAAUGGGGUAAAAAUACUUCCAGACAAAGGCUGAAAAAAAGACAGGGUAAAGAGGCAGCCAAAAAAAAGUUUGAUUUCUUGGGUGGCUCCAGUGAUGCUUAUGACUUUCAUUUUGAAGAGAGUGUCCAUGUUACACCUUUUCGACAAAAUAAGGUGAAUGACACAGAUACUAGUAUGGAUAACAGAGAAGACUUAUCUGAAUCUGAUACCACUGAGUCGAGUGAUACUGGAGAAGAUUCAGACGACAGCCUCUAUGAACCUUACAAGAGUAAAUCGAAAAAAAGGAAAAGUUCAGAGGACAAGGAACAUACAUCACCAGUCCAUGCAAGGCCAAGGUCUAAAAGAUGUUUGGCACAGCGUGAACAGAAACUCCAUAAUGAAAGACAGACUGAAAGCAAUAAGUCAAGUGACAAGUCUAUUAGGCAGCCUUCUGAGCCAUCUCGUGUUCAUCUCUGUGAUGUUACCAAUACUGCUUCAUUGCUCCCCAGCACUGGGAAUGCAACUGUUGUCCCAGAAGGUGAGGGACCACGAUCUCCAAAACGCAAGAGAAGCUGUACUCUGGCUGUGAGCUAUAAAGAACCAAGUAUUGCAGGGAAGCUCAGGAGAGGAGAUCCAUUUACAGAUACAAAUUUUCUGAAUUCUCCAAUUUUCAAGCAGAAAAAAGAUGCCAAAUGCCGUUCUGUUAAGAAUCAAUCUCUGUCAAAAUACAAUGAGAAAUUUGUUGGUUGUCGUUGAGAUUUCCAGUCAUGAUGGCAAAACCAUGCUCACUCCAUGAAAAAAGGAAAUCUUUUAUCCAGGAAGUUAUUGUUGCACAAUAUCUUGCACAAGUAUGUAGUUAUUUCUAUGUCUAACAUUAAGGAUAUAAAAUCAAGGGGUUUUAGUUUUAAUCCAGUGACUUGUUUUUAAUGAUAUAGAAGACACAAGACUACUUUAUAACUAAGGUGAUUCCAUUCAGACUCCUUUGGGAAGAGUAUAUCAGAAAUAUCUGAAGGAAAAGAUCGUGAAUGUAAUUUUAUGACUUGUACUCUGCUUCAUCUUAGAGUGGCUGGCAAAGGCAAACUUGAUACACUUAAAGUCAAUUUUUUUAAUAAGCAUGUUUGUAAAUAUCUCGUUUUUGUAAUGGUUGUAGUUUCAUAUUGAAGCUCAUAAUAAACAUCUUAGUGUUCAGAAACA
Molecule: messenger RNA, 2513 nt
Organism: Columba livia (rock pigeon)
Lineage: Eukaryota; Metazoa; Chordata; Aves; Columbiformes; Columbidae
Gene: SGO1
Product: shugoshin 1
Exons: 9
Coding region: 252-2075 (607 amino acids)
Biological process (GO): meiotic chromosome segregation
Cellular component (GO): chromosome, centromeric region; nucleus
Source: RefSeq, a predicted model, not a curated record